This is a messenger RNA of Periconia digitata, 3912 nucleotides long. The record is from the annotation of a GenBank genome assembly. Lineage: Eukaryota; Fungi; Ascomycota; Dothideomycetes; Pleosporales; Periconiaceae.
GACCACCUCUCCUUCCACAUGGAGACCGGGAAGCUCGCCCCACCCACUUUGCAGAUCAAUACCCGGCAGCGAUCAUUGAGCGAAGCCGAAACCAUCACAUCGCAGACAUCGGAUCCGUUCCGGACGCCAGUCUCUCCGGGCAAUGAGUCUACAAGCGACGCUUCUACCGUCGUAGGGACGUACGACACUGCAGUACGCCAGGAACUAUGCAGAGAAACCGAAUCUGUCCCCAACAACCCCUUUGCCUUCUCACCAGCACAGCUCAACAAGCUCUUGAAUCCAAAGUCACUAGCUGUCUAUCAGGCUUUGGGCGGCAUUCGAGGAAUUGCCUCUGGUCUGCAAUCCGAUGUUCACUCAGGGCUGAGCGCCGACGAGUGCACCGUACCUGGCCAUGUUUCCUUCGAUGAGGCUACCAAUCCCCAAACGCCAAUCAAAGAGAAGGGAUCCGAUACCAGCAGACUACCCAACGCUAAUGGUCAGCCCUUUGAGGAUCGUAUCCGCGUACACGGACGGAAUGCCUUGCCACCGAAGAAGGUCACACCGCUUUGGCGACUGAUAUGGAAUGCAUACAACGAUACUGUUCUCAUCGUCCUCACAGUGGCAGCCAUAAUAUCCCUUGCCCUCGGGCUAUACGAAACGUUCGGUGUAGAGCACCCUCCCGGGUCGCCGACGCCUGUCGACUGGGUGGAAGGAUGCGCCAUCGUAGUUGCCAUUGUCAUCGUCGUACUUGUCACAGCUCUGAAUGACUGGCAAAAGGAACAAGCAUUCGCUAGGCUCAAUGCCAAAAAAGAACAACGCGACAUCAAGGUGACGCGGUCAGGAAAAAUCGUCAUGAUUAGCGUGUACGAUGUCCUCGCUGGCGACAUCAUCCAUCUCGAGCCUGGCGAUGUCGUCCCCGUCGACGGAGUCUUCAUUGAUGGCUCCGAUGUCAAGUGCGAUGAGUCUUCUGCUACAGGAGAGUCUGACGCCAUGCGCAAAACACCUGGCGCUGCCGUCAUGAAAGCGCUUGAGAGCGGGAAAUCUCUAAAGAACCUUGACCCAUUCAUCAUCUCUGGUGCAAAGGUGCUCGAAGGCGUGGGAACGUUUAUGGCGACGUCUGUCGGAGUGCACAGCAGCUAUGGGAGAAUCAUGAUGUCAGUUCGUGCUGAGGUCGAGCCCACUCCACUUCAAGAGAAGCUAGCUGAUCUCGCAAUGGCUAUUGCGAAGAUUGGAAGCACCGCCGCAGGACUCCUCUUCUUCAUCCUCUUAUUUCGCUUCAUUGGUGGAUUGCCUAACGAUACAAGGGACGCCGCAGCGAAGGGAUCUGCUUUCAUGGAUAUUCUCAUCGUUGCAGUCACAAUAAUCGUCGUCGCUGUUCCAGAAGGCUUGCCUCUAGCGGUUACUUUGGCCCUAGCAUUCGCCACCACAAAGAUGUUGAAGGAGAACAACCUCGUAAGGAUUCUACGCGCAUGCGAAACUAUGGGAAACGCCACAGCUAUCUGUUCAGACAAGACCGGCACUCUGACUACAAACGUAAUGACCGUGGUUGCUGGCACGUUCGGAUCCACCAGCUUUGUGCAUGCCAACGAGCAGUCGGACCAGGAUCAGUCUAUUUCUAAAUGGGCUUCGCAAGUUACACCCGCCGCUAAGGAACUCAUCAUCCAAUCGGUCGCCAUCAACUCCACAGCUUUCGAGGGCGAGGAAGAUGGAAAGCCAGUAUUCGUCGGCUCCAAGACUGAGACCGCCCUACUCCAACUAGCCAGAGAUCACCUCGGGCUGGUCUCAGUAUCUGAAACGCGGGAAAACGCGCAAGUCGUACACAUGUUUCCGUUCGACUCAAGUAAAAAGUGCAUGGGGGCAGUCAUCAAGCUGCAUGAUGAUACCUAUCGACUCGUCGUCAAAGGUGCCUCCGAGAUUCUUGUUGGCUAUGCGUCUUCAUUUGCUCACUUCGAUACCCUUUCCACAGAACCCAUCACUGAUGAUCACCGCGAAGCCAUCGCAAACAUCAUCAGUGAAUAUGCCAACAAGUCACUUCGCACUAUCGGAAUGGUAUAUCAAGAUUAUGAACAAUGGCCGCCAGCCCAUUCUGAGUUCACAGCUGGCGGUAGUGUGGACUUCGCAUCGAUCUUGCGUAAUCUCACCUUCCUUGGAGUUGUAGGUAUCCAGGACCCCGUUCGUCCAGGUGUUCCCGAUGCUGUUCGCAAAGCGCAAAUGGCAGGUGUCACAGUCCGAAUGGUUACCGGCGACAAUAUGCAAACAGCUCGCGCUAUCGCUUCUGAAUGCUUGAUAUACACCGAUGGCGGUUUGGUUAUGGAGGGUCCAGACUUCCGCAGGCUAUCAGACGAUGAGAUGGAUAGGAUUCUUCCCCAACUCCAAGUUCUUGCUCGGUCAUCGCCUGAGGAUAAGAGGAUUCUUGUAGAGCGACUCAAGCACAUUGGAGAUAUUGUGGCUGUUACUGGUGAUGGUACCAAUGACGCACCAGCACUGAAGGCUGCCAAUAUUGGCUUUUCCAUGGGCAUAUCGGGCACUGAAGUGGCGAAGGAAGCAUCAUCGAUCAUUCUUAUGGAUGACAAUUUCAGCUCGAUUAUUACUGCCCUGAUGUGGGGUCGCGCAGUAAACGAUGCGGUGCAGAAGUUUCUUCAGUUCCAAAUCACGGUCAACAUCACCGCUGUUCUGCUGGCCUUUGUUACUGCCAUAUAUGAUGACAAUAUGGAGCCAGCAUUGAAAGCUGUACAACUACUUUGGGUCAACUUGAUCAUGGAUACUUUAGCCGCUCUCGCGCUUGCCACCGACCCUCCAACAGAGAAAAUUCUAGACAGGCCACCCCAAGGUAAAGACAAACCGCUCAUCACGACCGUCAUGUGGAAGCAAAUUACAGGCCAGAAUAUCUACAAGCUUACUGUAAUAUUUGUCCUGUAUUUUGCUGGGGGCGACAUUCUUGGUUACGACCUUUCCGAUGAGGACAUGCGAAUCCAGCUCGACACCCUUAUUUUCAACAGCUUUGUGUGGAUGCAGAUAUUCAACAUCUUCAACAAUCGGCGAUUAGACAACAAAAUCAACGUUCUUGAGGGAAUCUUGCGCAACUUCUUCUUUAUCGGCAUUGUAGUGCUCAUCAUUGCGAUGCAAGUCGUGAUUAUCUUUGUCGGAGGUCGCGCAUUCCAAAUCACGCCUGGCGGUCUUGAUGGCACGCAGUGGGCAAUCAGUAUCGUGGUCGGCUUUGUGUGCAUCCCAUGGGCAAUGUGUAUCAAGAUGUUUCCCGACCACUGGUUUGCUGCCAUCGCACAUGUUGUCGGAAAGCCGUUCGUCCUUCUUUACCAGUCGGGCUGUCGGGUUUCGAAUAAGAUCAUGGGACUCUUCAAGAAGAAAAACAAAAACAAUGAGAAGAAGGAUGCUGAGGCAGGUCAGGCGGGUAGCACCCCGGAGAUUGUGGUUAUCAGCAACGAACCUAGUGUUGCUGAUGGCAGACAAAUGCAACGAUCUCCUUGUGGCCUACCACCCAGUUUAAUUGCUCCAGAUACAUUCCGCAAUUCUUUGAUUGUACGUCUUCAUCUUGAAGCUAGUCGGAGCUUGAUAUGGCUCGAGCGCAGCCCGGAUGUGUGUCGGAAAUGUAUCCGAGGAGAUUUAAUAUCGCUCAUGGUAUUGCACUCUAACGUGGCACGGUCGUGGAAAAUCAAACAACUAUCCAUGCUCAGAACGGGAAGGGCUGAUUUGCCGCAAAGCUCGGGAUCGGCAUGGUCGGCAAAAAAUGAGUACAACACCAACAGCUGCAACGAGAGCAGCCUGUUUGUCAAAAUCGUUUUGAUAUGUGUGUCAGAUUGCAUAGGCUGCACACCAACCAUCAUCAGCCUGGAUUGGGUGUUGCAUCAUGUCCCAUACGCGAGAUAUGAGGAUUGGGAGUGUCCUAGCCCGUCUGCGAUCAAUAAUGUCAGAUGA